AUGAAAAAUACCACUUCUAGCUCCUCAAAAAUUAAAACAGCUCAUGAUAAAUUAAGUGAACUUGUUUUAUAUGCAAAUAAACAUAUGAAAGAUCAAUGGAAUGCAAAAACUGUUGUCAUCAAAAAGAUACUUAAUAUUACCAGUCAUUGUCCCAUAUAUAAAGAUGCAUUAUUUUUUAUAGAAAAUGAUAUUGAUAAUGAAGUUUGGUUAGAUGUUGUAAAAAGAUGUUUGGUGGAAUUAAAUAAAAUUAAUAUUAUACAAAAAUUAGAAGGAUUAUAUACUACUGUAAAAUCAGAAAUAUUUCCUUUACUUUUACAAAAUAAAGAUAGUAUUGAUAAAAAUAUUUAUGGAAAGUCAAUUGCAUUGAUACGAACAUUAGGAGCAAUAUAUAUGUUACAUGGAUAUUAUAAAGAAGCAAUAGAUCUUUUUAAAAUGGUUUUUGAUAUAUUUUCGCGUGAUUUCACAACUUUAACUUGUAUUUUAAAAAUUUGUAUUAUAACUAAUGAUUUGUGUUUGCUUACAAAAAUUUUAAAUGAAUUAAAUCGAACGAUUCAAAAUUACAAAUUGCCUACUAAAAAUUAUUUAAUUAUAUAUAAAGUUUAUAGUAUUUAUGUUGAAUGUCAUGGUAUUUCUGCAAAAGAAAAUUGUCAAAAAUUAUUGGAUUCUAUUUCGAAGGUUGAAGCAGAAUUUAAUUCAAAAGGACCUUUAUCAAUUAUGAUGUAUGACAUUCAGGUUCCUCUUUUACUUUGUAAAAUAUAUUUAAAAAUGCUUGAUAAUGAGGAUGAUGGUAUUACUGAUAAUUACUUAAAAUUACGUGCAAAAAUUUCUGAUAAAUUACUUCCAUCCAUUUUAUAUUAUUACUACAAAAAUUCAGCCACUAAUAAUGUACCAAUGGAUUUUGAUAUUAAUGGAAAGAAUGAUAACUUUGUCAGUGCAGUUGCUGUGACAUCGUUUCUUUUUGAAGAAUCUUUAUUAUAUUCAAGGAUGUUACAAGAUUCUGGAAGAAUCAAAGAAUGUAAUAUUAAAUGUUUACAACUAGUUACUUCUGCGUUACGUGUUGGAUGUCAGUACAGAUUCCUAUCUAUAAUGAAUACUAUUGGUAUGUCAGAUUUUCUUGUUAAUAACAAUCCACGUAUUUAUGAUUUAAUAUAUUUAUCAUCAAAUACAUUUGAUAAUCAGGAUACAAGUCAAAUUGAAAAUAAACCACCAUCACCAAAUAAAAAUAUAUCUGAAGAUUCAAUUUAUGAUUCAAGUUAUGAUUAUCUAUCUGCUAGUGAUGAUUCUUUUGAGAAAUUUGAAUGUGGAAAUCUUUUUAAUUCUACUUUAAAUGUUAAGUUUCAUAGAAAUUUAUGUCGUUGUCAAAGAUGUAAAAAUUUUUCAUCAAAUAAAUUAAUGGAACAAGAAAGACUUUUUUCAAAAUGGUUACUAGAACAAAAAAAGAAUAACUCAUCAUCAAUAGUUGAAUCUUCAGUGAAUUAUUCUGAAAGUUGGUGUGAAAUGACAAAUCUUUACAAUAAAGAAUGGUGGAAAACAGUGGGUCAUACUUCUGAAUCAACCGUUUAUGGUAUUGCAUCAAAAAAUAGUAGUUAUUUAUUUUGUGGAGCUAUAAUAAAAGCCAUAACUACUAGUUCUGGGCAAUUUGAUAGUCAAAUUGUUAAAUCAUUAUUAAAAAAAGUAAGGUUACAAAUAUCUGUUUUCUGUUCAGAAUUUCACAACAUGAAAAUUUCAUGUUCACUUAUUUGUAAAAAAUAUUCAUUAAGGUCGUAUAUGGUUAUACCAAAUUCUUGUUAUGCUAGUCCACUUAAUAUUAUGAACGGAAUUGAAUUAGUUUUAGAUGAAAUAAUUUCUGCAGAAGUAAAUAGUAUUACAAAAGAAUUAAGUAAAAAUGAUGCCGCUAUCGUUAAAGCUUUCAAUAAAACAGUAAAUAUCAAUAAACAAGCUGUUAUUGAUUAUAUUAUUGCUUUCAACAACUUACGUCUUUCUCCAACGGGUGAUUUAAAUUAUUUAAAUUUACGAAAAUAUUGUAAUGGUAAACUACUUGUAAUGUUGAAAGAAAAAGUCAAAGAAAUUUUUGAUAUUUUUACUUCCAAUUUACGUUUUAUGGAUGUUACUAACAAAAAACUUAUUUUAUCUAGUUUAUUAAGAAUUUAUGAUAUUGCAGAAAUGGAUGAAUGGGAUAUAGCAUGGAUUGUAACUGAAUGUACGGGUAUUGCAACAAGAUCAUUAAUAAGUUCUACCGGUUCUUUUAAUUAUUACUUUUCAUCACGUAAAGAAUUUAAAUCUCAUGUAACCAAUUAUUUUCCUACAAAUUCAACUGUUGUUCAAUUAUUUAUGGAUGAUGACAAUGUUUUAUGGUUAAUGAAACUUCAUCGAAAUAUAAAACCUCUUGUUAUACCAUUAAAAAAACUUCAUGCAAAUUAUUUUAAUACUAUACAUCAAAAAUUUUUAGAUGUUCAUGAUAAAUUAACAAAAGAAAGUGGACAGGUAUCUGGACGUGUAUUUUGGUCUGUUAGAUAUUCUUUGGAGGAUUCAUACAAAUAUAUAUGUAAAAAAAUUCAAAGUGAAGUACUAGGUUCAAUGGCAUUUUUAUUACUUCCAUACACAGAAUUACCAUUUUCAUCAUGUUUUAUGUCUUUUGUUGGUGCAUUAGAGAAAGCUAAUUAUCCAACUAGUGUAGCAAUAAGUAUAGCAUCAGCCAUUCCUUUUUUAACAUUAUCUGACUUUCAAAAUAUUUUAAAGGAUAUUACCACUAUAUAUCCAAUGAAUUCUCAAAUUAUUCAAUCAUUGUCGUCACUCUUUAAAAGUUUAUCUUCAAAAAUUACACGUGAUUUGAAAAAUGCUGGAUACCUUCCAUCUAAAUUUCUUCGAAAUUUAGCUUCUUCUCAAAUGAUUGAAUGUCCAAAAGAAAUUUUUACCACUCUUAUUCUUGAUAAUGAACUUUCAUUAUAUCCUUGGGAAAUGGUUUCAUUUUUUAAUUAUCGUCCAAUGAUUGCCCGAAUGCCUUCAAUAAUGAAUUAUGCAUUACUAUUAAAAAAUAAUGUUAUAAAUAAAUUAAAUACUGAUAAUUCGUAUUAUAUUAUUAAUCCCAAAGGAGAUUUAAAGGACACAGAGGAUUGGAUGUUGAAUUUAUUAAAAAAUAUGAAAUGGGAAGGAAUAAAAGGUCAAUGGCCUCAACCAGAAAUUGUGAAAGAAUUUACAUCAAAGAAAGAUCUUUUAGUAUAUAUUGGACAUGGAAAUGGCAAACAAGUUUUUAGAAUUGCAUUAAAAGAACAAAAAUUUCGUUCUGCAGCUAUACUUAUGGGUUGUUCAAGUGUUAAACUUGGACCUUCUUCAAAUGGUUAUUCACAUUUAGAUAUGGUAGAAAAUUAUUUUAUUUCUUCAGGACCUGGUAUACUUGGAUGUACGAUGCUUGUUACAGAUGGAGAAAUAAAUAAAUUUUUUGAAUGUAUAUUUAAAGCAUUCAAGAAUAAUAAUAAAGAUGGAAAUGAUAAAAACAAAAAAACGAUAACUUAUUAUAUGGUACAAGCAAGGGAAUCAGUUAGAUUACGUUAUUUAACAGCAGGUACAGUUGUGUUUUAUGGUAUACCAACAUUACUUUUAUAA
Strongyloides ratti is the source of this 3603-nucleotide messenger RNA. RefSeq names its product Separin. The record is from RefSeq and is a predicted model, not a curated record. Lineage: Eukaryota; Metazoa; Nematoda; Chromadorea; Rhabditida; Strongyloididae. The transcript is spliced from 2 exons. Gene Ontology annotation, cellular component: nucleus; centrosome; cytoplasm. Gene Ontology annotation, molecular function: protein binding; cysteine-type endopeptidase activity. Gene Ontology annotation, biological process: proteolysis; meiotic chromosome separation. The coding region runs from base 1 to 3603 and encodes 1200 amino acids.